This is a messenger RNA of Lactuca saligna, 960 nucleotides long. NCBI's taxonomy places the organism in Eukaryota, Viridiplantae, Streptophyta, Magnoliopsida, Asterales, Asteraceae. The record is from the annotation of a GenBank genome assembly.
AUGAAUGAUUUUGUUUCUGAUUGGAGUUCUACCCUUCUCUUGCAGACACAAAUCGAUCAGGCAAAUGUACUUUCUGGUACCCAAAGUGUGAACCAAUUGGCUAGUGCUGUGGUCAACUUAGCAGUCAAUGGUGAUUCAUUUGCUUUGGAAGAUUUUCUUACCCUUGAACCAUUUAUUAACACAUACAAAAAUCUAAAGAAAGGAAAUAUCCCUAAAGUGAAUGCUUUAGAUUCUGCACUUGCAACUUUAAAGGGUAUCAAAGCAAUGACAGUGUUUUCACAUGGUGCUAAUGCAAGGACACGUCAUGUUCCUUAUAGAGAUUCAAGAUUGACAUUUCUUCUACAGGGUGUUGUAAAUGAAGAUGCCUCCGGAGAUAUCAUGGUGCUUCAACAGCAAAUACAACCGCUAAAGGAGGAGCUUGCUAUCCUUAAGAGGAACAACAUAUCCAGGUCUUUAGCAUUUGGUCCAAAAGUCAUUGAAGAGGCUACCCAAGAACACGAGAAUGAUUGCACUAGACAUGAUAACAAAAUCCUGAAGGUUUCCUCUAAACAGGUUCGUCAAAGAGAGGAUGACAAUAAGUGCACAAAGAUGAUGUUGAAGUUUAGAGAAGACAAGAUUCAUGAUCAGAUCCAAAAUGAAGCUGCACAGGACAAUAAAGAAAACAAUUAUGUUAGAUUAGAGGCACCAAAUAGAGCAUAUGCUUCAAGUGGUGAUACGAAUUCCUUUCAGGAUGAACAAAGUUCUUUACAUUGUGCAUAUCAGAUACCAAAUAAUAUGGAAGCAGAAUCUAUUGGAGAAUAUGAAAAGCAGCUGCACUUUGACAUGACAGAACUAUCAAACAAACCAAAAAAGAAAAAGAAGUUUUAUCUUGUUUCUGAUAUAGCUGUGAAAGAACUCAUUGCAGUUGCCACCAACAGAGAAGGUAAAGUUGGUGGAAGAAACGAAUAUGAAGCCACUUGA